AUGGAGACUGUAGCAAGCUCAUCUAAAGACAGAUCAGCCGAGAUCGAUCGAUGCUUAUCCAUGAUCGCUCCUUCAGCCAGUAACGAAUCGAAAUUCGUAGGCAUGAUGAUCUUGCCAAAACUACUCGAAAAAGACAACAUGAAGGAUAUUGAAAAAGUGUUCAAAGGCAUGAAUUUCAAAUUUCUAGAACGUCUUUUAAGAACAAAUCAAGUGGAAGGAUCUGAACUCCCCGACAGCAUAUUAAAAGAAAUCGCUGUGAAUGUGCUUAGCUGUUUUGCACGAUACGAAAUGCUAGCAAGUGAGAAAAAUAUGGUAGAACGAAUUCCAGCUCUUUCACUUCUUCUGUCGCCACACGAUCAGAGUGAUGUAACAAAGGAAGUCCUGCAGAUCUUGCUUCAUAUUGCAGUGAAAAAGGAAGGGCUUGUGAAAAUGUUGGACCCUGAUGUUUUGAAAAAUGUCUUUGAUGUGCUUUUGAAUACACAAAAUAAGGAAGAGAGGGAAAGCUGUACAGAGUUGAUCAACUCUGUUUAUACUAGAUCAGCGCAGUUACUCGAUGAAGAAAAAAUCCCAAGCUUGUUUUCCACUGUCAAAUAUUCCCUUAAUACUCUUCUAUCCAUUUUAUCAAACACAUUGAAUAAUUAUCAAGAUCUGUUAAAAUUUGAAGCUCUGAAGAUUCUCAGUACAGUUUUGCCAGCCAUUACAGUAGAGAUGAUGACACAAGUAAAAUUAGAACAAGAAAAGAAAAUAGAAUCAUGGUUAGAUAAUUUAUUGAAUGGAUUAAGACAAAUUUUAACAAGCAAACUGAAUGAUACAUUAAGAGAUAAUGCCAUGCUUCUUGUCUCGGCUCUUUUACGUCAUUUUGGCAAUGACUGGCUAUUCAAAUCAUUACAGGACACAAAGAGUGCUAAACGAAAGAAAGAAAAGGCUGCUACUGACAAAGCGUCUGAACCCGCUAUGAAGGCCUAUGCAAAGGCAACAUUUCCUUUCUUGCUUAUCAAUCUUGUUGCCAUUGAAGCCAAAGUCAUGUUAGAUGACAUCAAUGAUCGAGUGGUACGCGAACACAAUGAAGAAAAAACCAUCAUCCAGCAUGAAAGACAGGCGCGUCAAGAAAUGAUGAUCCCUGUAUACUUUGAAAUUUUAGAAGCUGCUAUGGAAUAUUUAGCUUUCAACUACGAGUCAAACGGCAUGGAUCCUGAGCUUUUGCUCAAAAUUCGUACUACUCUUUCAGAAGUGAUGGAAGUCGUGUCGGAAUUGUUAAAGUUUUUGCAAGGUACAAGAGAGAGCUUAGACGAUAAUUUGAUUGCUCAAGCUUGUAUUCGAAUGAUAGCACUUUGGAUGGCAGAAGAAGGCUAUGAAAUGCCUGAAUGA
Molecule: messenger RNA, 1368 nt
Organism: Mycotypha africana
Lineage: Eukaryota; Fungi; Mucoromycota; Mucoromycetes; Mucorales; Mycotyphaceae
Product: Neurochondrin-domain-containing protein
Exons: 4
Coding region: 1-1368 (455 amino acids)
Source: RefSeq, a predicted model, not a curated record